Molecule: messenger RNA, 6686 nt
Organism: Pangasianodon hypophthalmus (striped catfish)
Lineage: Eukaryota; Metazoa; Chordata; Actinopteri; Siluriformes; Pangasiidae
Gene: ppargc1a
Product: peroxisome proliferator-activated receptor gamma, coactivator 1 alpha
Exons: 13
Coding region: 970-4455 (1161 amino acids)
Biological process (GO): positive regulation of transcription by RNA polymerase II
Cellular component (GO): nucleus
Molecular function (GO): transcription factor binding; RNA binding
Source: RefSeq, a predicted model, not a curated record
UUGCGGCUGCUUGAGUGUGGAGACUGAGGCUGGAGUGAGACAAGCUGCAGCGCGGCUCCUGCGCCGCACAAGCACUACACUGCAGAUAACUCCAGACAACUCCAGCACUACAUCAACACCUGGCCAGCUGUGCACAGAAAUGACACAUAGCGCGUCUGAUUCGGAACAAAUCCCACCGAUGGAAGGUAGAAAAACGGCUCGGCGCGACUCUCAAAGCUGCUGCAUAAACAUUAAACCAACAUAUCCGACAGAACCUGUUUACUUUUUGCAGACCUGGAGAUUGUCUGGAGAUUUGUGAUAAAGAUUCGCUUAAUAGAGCGUUCGGGAUCUGUUUACUUUGCUGCGCGAAACUAAUUAAGGAUUAAGAGGAUUUUUUUCCCCUUAAGCAGCACCAAAAUAGCAAUUAAGAUCGCCACGCAAGCUGAAAACACGGAGAACAUCCGCGCAAAUACGUGCACUAGAGGAAGCCUACAGAGCAGAUAAGCUAUACAUGCAGCUCGCGCUCAAGUAGCCUACCUAAUUUUCCUGUAAUAGCCUAGUGACCUGAUUUUUUUUUUUUCCAUUUCCACUGCAAUUCCACGCGAUAAUCUAAGUUUAAACCCUGCACUGUCGGAGUCGUGCUGUCGGCUGGGAGCUGCACUAGAAGGCGAGCACAGCUUGUGCCUAUAAGCGGAAGUAGGAGCCCGCCUGCUGGAGCGGCGCGUCAUCGGCGGAGCGGCGGUCGCGCGCCAGUCACUCCUCCCUGCCUACUUUUAAUAGCUGCGUCAUGUGACGGAGAGCAGUUGUAAGGCAGGUGCCCCUCGGUUCAUUCUCAGUGAGGGGGCACUUCCCUGCACGACAGCACAAUCUGGAACGCUUGGAUUUUCACCUUUCCUAUUGAUUUUUUUUAUUAUUAUUAUUAUUAUCUUUUUUUUUUUUUUUAAUUAUUAUUAUACCUAUAUAUUUUUUGUACCGUCAUUCAGUGGCUGGAUGGCGUGGGACAGGUGCAACCAGGAGUCGGUGUGGACGGAACUAGAGUGUGCUGCCUUGGUUGGGGAAGACCAGCCCCUCUGUCCUGACUUACCUGAACUGGACCUCUCUGAGCUGGACGUCAGUGAUCUGGAUGCAGAUAGCUUUCUGGGUGGACUCAAGUGGUACAGCGACCAAUCAGAAAUCAUUUCCAGCCAAUAUGGCAACGAGUCAUCCAAUCUGUUCGAGAAGAUAGAUGAAGAAAAUGAGGCCAACUUGCUGGCAGUGCUCACAGAAACCCUGGACAGUAUCCCCGUGGACGAGGACGGAUUGCCUUCGUUUGAAGCCCUGGCAGAUGGGGACGUGACCAACGCCAGUGAUCAGAGCUGUCCCUCCACCCCCGAUGGCUCGCCACGCACCCCAGAGCCAGAGGAGCCCUCCUUGCUAAAGAAACUCCUUUUGGCUCCACCCAACUCUCAGCUCAGCUAUAAUCAAUACCCCGGCAGUAAGGCACAGAACCAUGCAGCCAGCAACCACAGGAUACGACCAACACCUGCUGUUACCAAGACAGACAACCCCUGGAACAGCAAACAAAGAGGGAUCUGCCCCCAGCCAAACAGGCUGGUGAGACGCCCAUGCACUGAACUGCUCAAGUACCUCACUGCCAGCGAUGAUGCCUUCCAGACAAGAGCCAGUGAAACCAAGAGCACCUGGUCAGGCUGCGAAAAAGACAGGGGUGGGCCUGGUACUUCCUCCUGUUCGUCGUCUUCCUCUCCAUCUUCUUCAUCCACUUCCUCCUUCUCCUCCUUGUCCUCCUGUUCCUCCUCUACCGCCUCAAAGAAGAAGCCCACCUCUGCCUCCCUGUCAACACAGCAGCAGCAGCAGCAGCAGCAGCAGCUGGCAGUGCAGGCCCAGAGAGGUGAGAGCCAAGCAGCUGGGGCGUAUAGUGUGGCUGGUGAGGGGGCAGGGCAGUGGCGGCGGUGUACACAUGGGGAGCAGUCCACCCCUGUUGUGCCAUCCUGUGGAAGUGGCUGUAGCCACGCCUGCUCCAGUGAAGAGGGGAGGCCACCGCAGGGUGCUGACACAGGCAGCCUGGCUGCCGCCCGCUUCAUUAGGUACAUGCACUCUUACUCUCUCCCGCCUAGAGAGAUGGGUCGCGCAGGCAGCUGUGGCCGUUGUCUUGAGGCGGGCGGCUGGGCUGGGGCCAGCCGUGCUGACAGGCACAUCACAAUAACUAUUAGGAAGAGGAGGCAAGAGCAAGAGCAUCCCAUGCUCAGCCAGCUGCUGACCUCCAGACCCAGGCCAGCCCGUUAUCGGGCCCACCUGCAAAUGCCCAGUGUGUCCCAGACAGACAAGCAAGAUCCACCCAAAACACCUCCUAGAGACAAAGGGUGGGAUGGGCAUGUAGCGAAAGAUAGUCAGGAACAUCAGAUCAUAAACCCAAUUCUGGACUUCCAGGAACCUAGUCAAGUUAACUCAUCAGAUCUUGAGCUUUCAACUCUGGUUGACUUGGACUUAGAAAGUUUGUUAAUGAAAUUUGAGCAGGAUAUAGAAGGGUCUAAAAUUAAAGUGGGGCAAAAUGGGGUGGAUGUUCAUGAUGAUGUCUUAGGCAGCCCCCUGUCAUUCCCAGGGGGCUUGCCAAGUCCACUCUUCCAAGACUCUUUAGUUCCAGACCACACCCCCUCCACCAUACAAGAGCAGAACCCACACAGACAGGCAGACUGCAGGCACCCCGAUGACCAGGUUCCACCACUGUUAGCCAAACCAACCACCUUGCCACUUCCUUUGACCCCAGAGUCUCCAAAUGACCACAAGGGAUCUCCAUUUGAGAACAAGACCAUUGAACGCACAUUGAGUGUGGAGAUCUCUGGAACCCCAGGUCUGACACCACCUACCACACCUCCUCAUAAAGCCAGUCAAGAGAACCUUUUCAAAGUAUCACUCAAAACCAAGCUGUCUUCAGCUUCUUCAGCCCUGACGAGCAAGAAGGCCAAGCUGAGCAAUGGAAGCCCUAGCUCUCUUCCAUUCAGUAGCUCCAGCAGGAAGGGCCAUGAGAAGUCUGAGCUGUAUGCCCAGCUGAGCAAGGCAUCCUCUGCCCUGCCUCUGGGAAACUUAGAAGAGUGCCGGGGCAAGCGGCCCACGCCCCGUGUGUUUGGUGAUCAUGAUUAUUGCCAGGCCUCAAGCACAAAACGAGACAAUGGCACAUCGGCUGCCACGAUCACUGGGCCUGUAGAGGGCCGGCAUGUACAAGCUAAAGACUCAACCAUGCCAACCUUCUCUAAUCUCACAUCCUCUUUGUCUUCCACCAGUCCCUUAUCUUCCUCUCUGGCAAGGCAGCUGCAGGGUCUUUGCCCCAUGGUUCAGGAGGCUUGUCCAGACAAGGAAGCUCAGGGGCAGGACCAUAGUCCUGCACUGGGUGCCAAAACUUCUAAAGAGUGCAUCUCUGCUGGCAGGAAACUGCUGCGAGACCAGGAGAUACGGGAAGAGCUCAAUAAGCACUUUGGUAACCCCCAGCAAGCCUUUUUUAGUGAGACUGAGCAGAGUGGGUUCCAGCCACUAGAUGAAAGUGACUCUGGGGAUGAGAACUAUUACCCUUUUGAGGCCUACAUGGACACAGGCCUGCCUGACUUUGAGGACCUAGAUGUGGGCCGUGAGCGUCUUCUUUGCUCUUGGGAAGGGACUCCACUGGAGAUGCUCUUUGAAGGUUCACCGCCCUGUUCCCCAUCCAGCAGCUUACCUUCCCAGAGCUCCGUCUCGCCACCCUCAAGUCUGCUCUCUCCACGGCACUUCUACAACUCGCAAUCUGGGUCCCGCUCUAGGUCCCGCUCCAGGUCUUCCUCCCGCCACAGAUACAGAUCCCUCUCCAGAUCUCCUUACUCCCGUUCCCAGUCCCCAGAUAACUGCUCCCCCUCUUGGUCUCAUCAUACUGUUGAUAAGAGCACUUUCAAAUCCAGGACUAUUAGAAGUCCUCAGUCUGACUCUCACUCUGGUCUCGGUCAGAGGCCCAGGUAUGACAGCUAUGAAGAAUACCAGCAUGAACAGCUGCAGAGGGAGGAGUACCAGCGGGACUAUGAGAAACGCGAGGUAGAGAGGGCUGAACAGAGGGAGAAACAACGAAAGAGAGCAAUAGAGGAGAGGCGGGUUUUGUACGUUGGCCGUCUCCGGGCUGACAGCACACGCUCCGAACUCAAGCGGCGCUUUGAAGUUUUCGGCGAGAUCGAGGAGUGUGCCAUCAACUUCAGACAUAAUGGGGACAAUUUUGGCUUUAUCACCUACCGCUACACUUGUGAUGCCUUUGCUGCCCUUGAGAAUGGACACACCUUGCGCAGGCCGAACGAGCCUCAGUUUGAGCUCUGCUUUGGUGGACAAAAGCAGUUCUGCAAAUCCAAUUACACAGACUUGGACUCUCAUUCUGAAGACUUUGAUCCAACUACAACUAAAAGCAAAUAUGACUCGAUGGAUUUUGACAGCUUGUUGCGCGAGGCCCAGUGUAGCCUGAGAAGGUAACGAGCUCCACCACACCUGCUGGCUGCAAAGCGAGGGAUUUGUGAUACCUCACUGCUGUUUCGCUCCUCUGAAUAUGAGACUACUACAAGUUUUACACUCAAUAUAGAGGGAUAUAUAUAUAUAUAUAUAUAUAUAUAUAUAUAUAUAUAUAUAUAUAUAUAUAUAUAUAUAUACACACACACACACACACACACACACACACACACACACGUGUAUAUAUAGAAAGAACAUAUAUGUAUAUCUAAAAGCAAAGUUUACAUGAACAUAGCUGCUGCAAAGACUUUAUCUUUGGGGAUUAGCCAAUAAACCUUUAGAGGAGUGCACAGAUAUGUGCCUGUGCUGUGCUGCUGUAUGAGACAGUGAUCUCCAUGGGAUUGUUUUCUUCAUGCACUGCUCCAAUCUCAGCGCUUUGAGGGGUGAAAAUGUGCAGCCUGUUCAGUCGGUUUUUAUUUUAUUGAUUUUUACUUUUUCUGCCUUUUUUUAAUUUAACCUGGUAUUUGGAUGUGGUGUUACAAUGUUGUUAAGUGAGUAUGGGAUUAGUAUCUUCUUCAAGGUAAUAUUGUCUACAUUUUGGGGGAAAUGAUAUAAACAGAUAUUUACAGAUAUUAAAUGGAAUAUUUUUAUUUUGUGUACAUAUCAAGGCAAAGUUCUUUAUUUGUUACAGCUAUGCACUGUAAAACGCAGCCUUUAUAAGAUGGAGUUUUUCCUAAUCGAGAAUGUCAAUCUGUAGUCAUUACAGUGACGCAUAACCAACAUGGCGGUUAUGUGGUGUGAUAUGAUUGUAAAAAAAAAAAAAUUGUCAAGGGAGAUUGGGUGCUCUUCAGGGGGAGCAUGUGAACAGAUUUUUAAAGACUUUUGUUUUAAAAAAUGUCAUUAAUCAUGUAUAGUUUCAUCUUUAAUCUUCCUCAGUGUUUUCCUUACACAACCUAUGUAUGAUACAUUUUAAUAUUUUUAUGUCCAUAACUGUGUACAACCAUAAGACUUUUUCUCUGAAGGAAACACUAACUUUUUAAUUGAUUACUUUGUGCACACUAAUAAUUUUUAUUAUUGCUUUUUUAAUAAUUCACUAUUACUAAUAUAUGAUUGCUCAUCUUCAAAGAUAAAUUCAUGUUCUCAUGUUCAUGAGGAAGAAAUGUAUUUAUUUCAGUAUUUUGAUCAAAAUAUUUAUGGUUGACAUCUACUAUGAUGCGCCUUACAAAUUUUUGCUAUUUAUAUUGUUAUUUGACUUAUUUAACAUUCGUAUAUCGAAAGAUGCACAAGUUCUACAGAAAUAUCUGUUUCUCAGCCUUUUAGAAACCUUUUAGUUAUGAUCACCAAAAGAUACAUGCUUUUCUUUUCCACAGUUUGCAGCCAUUUUAAAUUUUUUUUAUCAUUUUCUUUUUCUAAAGCACAUAAAGCAAUAAAACUAAUUUUGCAGGUAUUUCAUCACACCACAAUGAAUCUGUCUCAUUGCUCCUCAUACACUUGGUUAUGUGAAUGCCAAAAUAAAGUUUACAGUUUUCUUUCCAGAAUUUUUAAAAAACUUUACUUGAUGUAAAAAAAAAAAAUCUAUAACAUUAAUCUUCACAUUAUUCACAGUAAUAAUUAUAAAGAGAUGAAUAGUAAUAAUAAAAGACAAAAUGUGUAUAAAAAGAUAAAAAAAAGCAAUAAAUUAUUUUUCACAGUUGUCUUUUAGCUGAAGUUGUUGUAUAGUUUGACCUGACCUGGUACCCAGACUCUGUCCCAAAAUGGGAAACUCAUUCCAUUAUCACACUACACCUGAGAAUCAUACACACUGUACAGGGGAAACAAAAAGAUGUGAAGAAAUAACAAAACUACAGAGAGAAAAAUAUUACAUUACUACUGACAGACGGGUAACCCUUACAAAUACAGUACCACAUGUCUGCUUCUGGCUGAACGUGUGUUGGAGAUUACAGCUUCUCUUUGAACAUUACACUCAAUGAGAAAAGGCUUUUUAUACCAGUCUUUUUAAGAACCCAGAAUAACAUCAGAGAAAUGAUUAAAACCGUGGGCCUGUCUGCAUAUCGCACUACCUUCCUAGUGACACUUAAGGUUACCUUGCAGUUUCUAGUUCAAUUACUAUCUAGUUUCCUUAGAAAAGAGCCCAACAUCUUUGUAUUAAUAUCAACAGAUCACAUUACACCUUUUGUGAAAUAUCACUGCGUAGAUGAGUGUACAAAAAGAGGCAAUAUCACAAGGGAUGAAAUAAAAUGUAAAAAAAAAAAAAAAAA